Messenger RNA from Stylophora pistillata, 630 nucleotides. RefSeq lists its product as uncharacterized. The record is from RefSeq and is a predicted model, not a curated record. Lineage: Eukaryota; Metazoa; Cnidaria; Anthozoa; Scleractinia; Pocilloporidae.
AUGCCCGGGGAGAUAAUACAACCGAUGAUGAAGUCCAAGGGCCGACAUUUGACGUUGAAACCGAUUAUCAUCGCGGAAAGCGAAGCUCAAAGUGAAAGAGAAUGCUACACCUCAGUAUUUGAAGUCUCGUCCAGUGCCUUAUGCACUCAGGGAGAAAGAAGAAUGGAUGAGCUGAAGCGCCUGGUGAAUGAAGGGCUGUUAAAAAAGGUUGAAAGUUCGGAUUGGGCCACACCUAUUGUUUCCGUUCUUAAACCAGAUGGAACACAAGUGGUCCUGGAUGAGAAGUCCCAGCCCUAUGUUACCAUCAAUACCCACUUAGGUUUAUAUCGGUACACUAGACUACCAUUUGGAGUGGCAGCUGCGCCUGCAAUAUUCCAGCAGAUCAUUGACAAAAUGUUAGAUGGCCUGACUCAAACUGGUGGAAUAUUGGAUGAUUUAAUCGUCACUGGUCAAAGUGAUGAGCAGCAUAUCAAGAACUUGCAUCAUACUCUCAAGAAAUUUGAAGAAUGUGGAGCAAAGUUCAAAGUUUCUAAGUGUGCUAUUAUGCAACCUAAACUGGAAUAUUUUGCUUUCGUAUUAGACCGUGAAGGUAUACAUCUUUCCCAAGCCGAGGUUCAAGCAGUUCGUUAA